AUUCUCCACAAUUGAAGUAAUGCCGACUCAUCCAGAUUUAAAGUGCUGGGCGUGCAAGUCGCAGCCUUGAGCAGUUCGGCAACCGUCGAUCUGUUCCAUAUCAGCAUCAAGCGACCGACCCUGGCCUGACUUUAGCUAUGGCUAUCGAUCGCGCCCCCGUAAACGUGCGAAUUUGGAGCGAUGGAAUGCACGCGAGGUUCAAGCAAGGCAUCAUCAGCCGCUUGGUAGCUAUGGUAACGCUUUUCAUUUACACUGGAUGGAUGCACAUCCUCUUCGCGCUUUUCAUCCUGGCAAUCUGCCGGUACACUUGGGCCAUCGUUGCACUCCUCGGCUUGUACGCGACCCUGCUGCUGCCUCCCAAGCCAGUGCUAUGGGGCCCCUUCUGCCGCUCCUGGAUAUUCCGAACAUGGCGCGAAUACUUUAUGUUUAGCUACAUGUUCGAGGAAGUCCUGGAUCCCAACAAGAAGUACAUCUUCGCUGAGUUCCCCCACGGUGUCUUCCCGAUGGGAGCGCUGCUGGGCGCCACGGAGUGUCAGUCCAUGUUCCCGGGCUUCCACAUCUUCGGCCUGGCGGCCAAUGUGGUGUUCUCGGUGCCCUUCUGGCGGCACUUCAUGGCGUGGCUGGGCUCGGUGCCCGCCACCACCCGCCACUUCAAGAAGGUGCUCAAGGCAGGCUCGGUGGCGGUCAUUGUCGGCGGCAUCGCGGAAAUGUACAUGCAGGACGUGUGCAAGGAGCAGGUGAUGCUCCGAGACCGCAAGGGCUUCGUACGGGUGGCAGUGGAGGAGGGUGUUGACGGGGGCAUCGUGCCUGUCUUCCAUUUCGGCAACUCCAGGGUUUUGGACUUCGGCCCCCAGGGCCUCAGCUCCCUGAGCCGCCAGCUGCGGGCCGCAUUGGGCUUCCUGUACGGCAUCUGGUACUUGCCGCUACCCCGACCCCGGCCCAUUUACAUGGUGGUGGGGAAGCCCAUUGCCGUACCCCAAGUACGGCGGGAGGAUCCCAAGUACGAGGAGGUGGUCAAUGAGGUCCACGCGCGCGUCUGCAGUGCGCUGCAACAGAUGUACGACGAUCACCGGGCGGAGUACGGCUGGUCGGACCGGCCGCUCGUCAUAAAUUGACGACAUCCGGUGUUGUAUCUCUUCUGGCCACCCUGCCCUUCCGUGUGGGGGCGCUCUGCGGGGUGAAGUACAGGGGCCACGUAAAUUAUGUGGCUGCGGAAAUGACUCUCCACAUGCGCGCGCUUCCCUUCGCAAUUUGCUUCGGGCCAUGUGACGGCUGGGUGCUGUACGACUAUAACGCACAAGUCUUAAGUGACGAAGAAAUGUGGAUGGCGAUGCCAUGGCGAUGUCAUGACGAUGGGGGGGGGAAGGAGUGUAUUUGCGUUUGGUGCUGAGCGCGAGGGCGAAGAGAAGGAGGAGGACGUAAAAGCCGUUUGUCUGACAUGUGGCCUACAUGUCUGCGCUGUACGCCGUGUAUGUGCGCUUGUGUUGUGCCGCAACUGAAAAGGUUAUUUCGAGGCUGCUCUACGGCUUAAAACGAUUGAUGCUAGAGAGCCAUUCUUACCUUGCCUGCGCAGUGAAGGAGCUGGAAAAAGGUGGGACAGGAUCGCUGUAGAGUGAGCUCAGGGUGAAAUAGGUGUACUCAACCACCCAACCACCAACUACCUACCCGCUGCCAGUAUGUUGUCCCUGGCUAACCUCCACAGCCCCCGGGGCCCCUCCAGCAGGAGGCCGCUCCCGCGCUCCAGGGUAGCCGCAGCAGCCCGCAGCCUCCUGCCCGCCUGGCUAGCCGUACCGAGGGUUUGAUCCGAUAACACGUCCGCCAUGUGGGACCAAAGGUGCGCCAGGGCUCUGUUACAUUCCAGCCCAUCCAUGCGAACUGUUACAGCAAGAUUGCCGAACAACUCCUAACAAGACUUGCCCAUGUAUAGAUUUAUAUCAACAUACGCUGUACAGAGGUAAAUUGC
This is a messenger RNA of Volvox carteri f. nagariensis, 1963 nucleotides long. RefSeq lists its product as uncharacterized. Gene Ontology annotation, molecular function: diacylglycerol O-acyltransferase activity. Bases 138 to 1115 code for a protein of 325 amino acids. Lineage: Eukaryota; Viridiplantae; Chlorophyta; Chlorophyceae; Chlamydomonadales; Volvocaceae. The transcript has 7 exons. Gene Ontology annotation, biological process: triglyceride biosynthetic process. Gene Ontology annotation, cellular component: endoplasmic reticulum membrane. The record is from RefSeq and is a predicted model, not a curated record.